Aureobasidium subglaciale EXF-2481 is the source of this 2313-nucleotide messenger RNA. RefSeq lists its product as uncharacterized. The record is from RefSeq and is a predicted model, not a curated record. Lineage: Eukaryota; Fungi; Ascomycota; Dothideomycetes; Dothideales; Saccotheciaceae. Gene Ontology annotation, molecular function: lyase activity; monooxygenase activity; FAD binding. The transcript has 4 exons. The coding region runs from base 8 to 2140 and encodes 710 amino acids.
AAUCCAGAUGGCCGCCAUUGCACUCAGAGAGCAGGGCCAUGAUGUUACUCUCCUCGAAUCUUCCAAGUUCAGCAACGAGACUGGAGCCGCUAUCCACAUGGCACCAAACGCAAAUGGUUUACUCAAGCGUUAUGGAGUUGAUAUCGAGAAAGUAGGCGCAAACGAAUGCAGCCGAAUCGCACAGUACCAUGCCGAAUCAGGAAAGGCACUCUUCCAAGUCGACCUCACAAUGCCUAACAAGCAAUGGCAACACAAGUGGCUGUUAGUGCACCGCGCCCACUUACACAAUGCUUUGAGAGAAAGAGCCAUCGGAAAAGAGGGCAAAGGCAAGCCUGCUACCUUGAGGCUAGCCAGCAAGGUCACUUCAGUGGAUCCCGAGAAAGCGGAGGUGACUCUAGAGAGCGGCGAGAAAGUUUCUGGCGAUGUUCUCCUUGGAGCCGAUGGUGUUCACUCAUUGUGUCGCAAGUCACUCGUUCUUGAAGAUCCUGAGAAGUACACACCCUUUGAUUGCGGUCACAGCGCUUAUCGCUUCCUCGUACCAAAGGAUCAAGUCAUGGCCGAUCCUGUCUGCCGCGAGUUUGUUGAGCAGGAGGGCAUGCUCUGCAUGAUUGUUGGCGAAGAUCGUAGAGUUGUCGUGUAUCCAUGCGUCGAGAACAAGCUCAUGAACUUCCUUCUCGUAAGCAUCUUCAUCCACCCCAGCAGUGAAUCGCGAUCAGAUGAUGCUGGUUGGAACCAACAGGGUGACAAGAAGCGUAUGCUCGCAAGUGGCGCUAGCCUAGCGCCUCAAGUUCGUGCUCUUCUCGAGAAGGCUCCGGAGGACAGCUUGAAGGUCUGGACCUUGCUGGAUAUGGAGGUUCUCCCGACAUGGAUUAAUGGUAGUAUGGCGUUGUUAGGUGACGCUGCUCAUCCUUUCCUGCCUCAUCAAGCACAAGGUGGUGGUCAGGCCAUGGAAGACGCAGUUUCGCUCGCCGCUAUCUUACCUUAUGGCACAACAAAGGAGGAUAUCCCUGAGAGAUUGAGACUGUAUGAGCAAUGCCGACGCGAACGCGCCAACAGAAUCCAGGAUGGUACCAGAUUGAGUGGAACGUCUCAGAAGGAUCUUGCAAAGAUGGGCAAGAAAUAUGAUGCUUUCGCCUUUACCAACUACAACUUCGGACACGACGAGUGGGAUUUCUCCAGGAACGCCCUGAACAAGCAUCUUCAGUCCAAGCAACCCUACCGCUUCCGCCAACCCAUUUCCUUUGGUCCUAGUCCGGGACCGCGCCAGCCAUUGAACGCUCUGCCAGACGUGCACUCAAUGUCUAAACAAAACCAAACAGUGGCUACAAUUCGUUUCAGAACCUCGAGAACGUACCUCCAGAACUUGUUCCCUACCACUUCGUUCUCUUUCAUGUCGGCAGCAACAGUCGUCGAAGCCUCGAUCAUCUGCUGCUCUCUACGCAGCAUGACAUGGCUGGGCAAUACAGGCUAUGACCACUGUGGUCUGUACAUUCAUGGAGUCAAGUACACCAAGAAGGAUGGCGAGAUUCUUCAAGGAACAUUCUUGCCAAUCUUGUUCGAGAACUUGACCGAUCCCAUCAUCACCGGCCGUGAGGAGCUUGCCGCACCUAAGUUGGGAUGCGACAUUGAUGUCUCGGCUUCUGGCGAUUCACGCAGCGUCCGCAUGAGCUGGCGUGGAACUACCUUUGCGGAACUUGAGUGGAAUGGUCUUCACGACAAGCCUCAGACGAAUGGAGCCAACGGCGCCGGCGCUCCCAACGGCGUCAAUGGUGGUCAUGCGAAGCCUCCUGGUGCCCCUGGUCCUCCUGGUCCACCCAUGCCCAAGAUUGAAGACAACGGCAUGUUCAUGUAUCGAUACGUGCCAGCUGUUGGCGAGCCAGGAAAGGCAGACGCCGAAUACGCCGUGUUCGACGAGUACGAGAAGAAGGCACCAUCUACCUCAGAGUCUCAGCAGGACAUGCAAGACCAGAUGACCAAGUCGGCAACCAUCAAGUUCUCGGCUGGUGACUGGAACUCGCUCCCUACCCUUCAUCACAUCGCUCAAGGCCUCGCAGAUGUGCCGAUAUACGGCAUCGUGGAGGCCACAGUGAAGGAGGUACCUUCAGUAGGUGAUGUGAGGGGGGCAAGAAGGAUUGAGUAGAAGCUGAAGGUGUGAAAUACACGACUUCAGAUCUUUUCUUUCCUUUGCGGUCCAGCGACCUGUUCUCGGAACUGGUAUUAUCUUGGAAAUGUGCGUGGUGCCGUAAUCCGUCAUAAGAGAGUUGCAGACAAACUACGAAAUAUCAUCUUAAUCAGUCAUAAUGACUUACUUCC